Molecule: messenger RNA, 2005 nt
Organism: Brassica oleracea var. oleracea
Lineage: Eukaryota; Viridiplantae; Streptophyta; Magnoliopsida; Brassicales; Brassicaceae
Exons: 7
Coding region: 221-1663 (480 amino acids)
Source: RefSeq, a predicted model, not a curated record
CCUAAUCAAUUAUUCAAUUUUGAAGUUUCAUUUGGAGAAAAGACGGUACCUGCCGACAACUUGAUUCUUCCGAUCUGAUUUUCGUCAAUUGAUUCGGAGGUUAAUGAAGAAACCACAGAGCUUUUCUCCGAUCAUAGAGGAUUUUUCGUGAUACAUCUGUUCGGCACAGAAUUGGUGGUGACCUCGUUGCUGGCGAAUUAGCUGAUCUGAAACUAUUUUAAUGGGAGACCCAUUACAGCAUUUUGUUACAAGUAGAAACUCUGUGAGGGCGGCUGGGAAAGACUUUCCUAAGAGAAGCCUAGUAGCUGCUAUUCCAAGAGCUGUUCACCAGACGAUCGGUAAGCAUGUCUCUUUCUCAAGAAAUGGCAGUGGAACCGUGCAAAACGCAGCUGUUUUUCUGCUCAAAGUCGCUGUUUUAGAAAUCGUUCGGAGAGUUUCAAAGGCAAAGUGUCCUCAUUUAUGGAACACUCUUCAGGCGUUGCAAUGCUUCUGUUAUCCUCCUCUUAAGUGGAUUCGGAGAUGGGCUCCCUUCAAGGAUUUCAUCAAGGCAAUGCAGAUACUGUCUCGGCCAUUAUUGGUCCUCACGAUUGCGGAGGCUCUCACAGACCAGUCAGAGUCAAAGCAAGAAGCCCCAGGUGGUACUGCCUCUAAUGCAUCUUCAGAAUCACAAUCUGAGCCACAGACGUCUCAGUCUCUAUCAGACAUAAGAAUUGAAGAUGAGGCUACACAUCCUGUAUCUUCACAAGACUGGGUUAAACAACUCUACGAAGAACUGGAAAAGCAGAGACUUAGCUUGCCAGAGAGAAUCAAUGAGGAUGAGCUUCAUAGAUUUUAUAGUGUGUCAAACGGAGACUUCACUUCCUUACUAUCGUCAAUUAAAAAGACAAUCCAUUGGAGGGAGACUUACAGACUUCUAUCAGAAGAAGAACUUGAGACAUGGUCAAGUUUAGUCUUCUGGCAUGGAUACGACAGGAACCAAAGACCUUGCCUCAUUGUACGAUUGGGGCUUGCUUUUGUAAAUUUGCCAUCUCAUGAAAGACCUCGUUUCGCUCAGGCAAUCAUUUCUCAGGUAGAGCACGGCGUUCUGCAUCGUCUAAACCCGGAGAAUUCGGAACUUACGGUAUUAGUGGACUGUGAAGGAUUGUCUCCUCUGAGGAUUCCAAUGCAGAUGUUGAGAUCUUGUUCUUCAAUUCUCCAAGAUCACUUCCCCAACCGUCUCGGCUGCCUAUUCAUCAUUCGCCUUCCUCCUGUUGUCCGAGUCAUUUCUCAGACUUUCAUACAAAUUCUCAGACCAACCACACGCAAGAAAUUGAGAAUUGAAGGGGAAACUUUCCACCGAAUCCUCUCUGAAUAUCUCCAGACACUUCCUUCAUACCUUGGCAGCGACUGCAACUGCAAAAGAUGCUCAAAUCUCAGCGAACAAGAUUCACCACAACCACAAACACACACGAGAAGCAAGAUAGGAACCUCGGGAGAGACAGAGCAGCUAGACAUCAGCAGCUGGAGUUACGACGUCCAGACACCUAAUUUAGCUUAUGAGGGAGAACCGAGCCCGAACGUAUGUAGCCAAGUGUUGCGGACAUCAAUAGUGUUUGUACUCAUGCUUUGGCUCUUCGGUGCACUGCUGGCUGGAGUUGUCGAUCCUGAGAGCAGACCCUUUUAGGCUUCUGUGUGGUAAGACCAGCCCUAGUGUCUAUCUUACCUAUCUGCCAUUCGUGUACAUAGAAGUGUGUGGUAUGUAUGCAUUGAUAUAUGUACCGGUCUCUCAUUCAGCGUGGAGGGAUGACGAGAAGAAUCAAUCGGUUAAAGUUAGUUUUGGGUCAUGGUUUAAGGUUAAAUGUGUGAGGUUCGGUAUAUCGUACGUUGGGAGAAGGAACUACGGGUUAGUACGGUGUUGAGACUUUGGUCACCAUCUGCAGGAACAAGCUGACAAGCCGUGUCCAAGAUUUGUUAGUGCUGUUUUGUAAAGUCAGAUUUAUAAUAAGAAAUGUUCGUUUAAAUUUUA